Sabethes cyaneus is the source of this 7487-nucleotide messenger RNA. RefSeq lists its product as uncharacterized. The transcript has 12 exons. Gene Ontology annotation, cellular component: plasma membrane. Gene Ontology annotation, biological process: membrane protein ectodomain proteolysis; Notch signaling pathway. The record is from RefSeq and is a predicted model, not a curated record. Gene Ontology annotation, molecular function: metalloendopeptidase activity. NCBI's taxonomy places the organism in Eukaryota, Metazoa, Arthropoda, Insecta, Diptera, Culicidae. The coding region runs from base 1 to 5121 and encodes 1706 amino acids.
AUGAACUGGAUUAUACUAGGGGUGGUGUUUAUCCUGGCGCCACAGUUUCGUUUGGAUCUUUCGAUUUCACCGUCGUCGGCCGAGUCAGCACCAUCAUCGUUAAUCGGCAGCUUGCUGGGCAACAAUGGCCGCCGGUCCGGGCUGGGUGCCGUCCACGGAACACCUCUCGGUGCAGAUUUCAGCUCGACCGUGUCACCGCAUGCGAUAAAUCCAUUCAUCAAACACUGGGAACCAGCCCGGUUCGACCGGAGGCAGCUGGAAGCGGCCCACCGCCACCACGAGAGCCAUCGCCGGCGAAGACGCAACGUCAACUACGACCACAGCUCGGCCAGCUACGGACCGGCAAAUGUGGUUCGGCUCAGCUUCCACGCUCAUGACAGGGACUUUCGGUUGGUGCUGCGUGAGGAUCCCAGCUCGAUCUACGUCCGGGACGUACAAAUCGAAAACACCGAGGGACCGGUAGAUUUUGACCUGUCACGGGUCUACACGGGCAUCGUGGAAGGUGAUGAGCAGUCCCACGUGCACGGAGUGCUAACUCGGGAUAAUUUGUUCGACGGCACGAUUGUCACGAACCUAGAGCAAUACUAUAUCGAGCCUGCCGCCCGGUACGGGCCGGAACUGGAGCGGCAAGGCAUCCAUACUGUGAUUUAUAAACUCAGUGACGUCAGGAUCCGGCAGGAUCACCACCACGGUCACCAUCCGCUGCAGGCCAGCAGCGGUGACCGUGGGAGCAGUAGUAGUAAUGAAAGUAGCGGAAAUAGUCGUAAUUUUAGCGGUAAUAGUGAAGGUGGCAGCAAACAACGUGGUGAUAUUAGUGUCGCAGAGAAAGGCCAGAGCGAAGUGGACGGUUGGAGGCAGACUGAAAAGGAAAACCAUUCUGCUGCUCAGAAUCAAUUGAAUCAAAAGUCUGAUGAUACUAGUAGUAAUAGUGAUAGGCUAAGUAGGCAAAGUGCGGGACAGCCGAGAAGCAGCUGGUCAGAGGAGAGUAGUGGGAAAAGCAACGCAGGAGAGGACAAUAGUCUCGUCCGGUUGAAAAGAAGUAAUCGCAAGAGUGACUUCAAGCGGAGGAAACGAUGGCUUCCGGAAGAGGAGGAAGCUCGCGGCAACCCAUCCCUUCCGCUGGACCUCGAAGUUCCCUACAACGACGAUUUCAGCAUCACGCGUAAUCACAACCUCAACCUUAACUUUAAGGACCGAAUCGUAACGCGAACAAGUUUAGCCAAUGGCGGAGCUAGCUCCGGAUCUAAUUCGGGCAGCGGCCACACUAUCAACCGGAACAUUCACUCCACCACGUCGAGCAACACGAACGUCCAGGAUAACCGCUUUCAUCCACCAACUCCGAUCAACAAUCGGAAAAACCACUUCCUUAUCAACACCUACAAUCCGAACAGUGACGUGAAUCAACGGAUCAUCACGCGAAACCGGAACAUCAUCGGAAACGUGUACGAUCAGAACGCACCGACCGCCGGAAACGGUUCAAAUCCAAACCACAAGACCCACGUCGAAAUCAUCACCAAAAACGGGUCUACGAAAAAGAACAUCAUCGUGAACAACUACGACCCCGAUGUAACGAUCAGUGGCGGACACAACGGGGUUAAUCUGAACGUGCGCAACGAACUAAACGAGCAAAAGCAAACGUUCGCCAACUCACUCUACGAUCGGAAAAGCACGUGCAUGUUAUAUCUGCAGGCAGAUCACACGUUCUUCCAGAAGAUGGGCUCAGAUGAAGCCAGCAUCGAAGCGAUCACGCGGCACGUGCAGAGGGCCAACAUGAUCUACCGAAAAACCGAUUUCAACGGUGACGGCAAACCGGACAACAUUACGUUCAUGAUCAAACGCAUCAAGGUGCACAAUCUGAACGCAGUUAAGGAUCCAACCUAUCGGUUCGCCGGCAGCUAUGGGGUCGAGAAGUUCCUGGAACUUUUCUCAGAGGAAGAUUACGAUGCAUUUUGUCUGGCAUACAUGUUCACCUACCGGGAUUUCGAAAUGGGCACACUCGGCUUGGCUUGGACCGGCGACUUGAAGAAUGCCGGUGGAGUAUGCGAAAAGAAUGGGCACUAUCGAGGAUCGCUGAAAUCGCUCAACACUGGCAUCGUGACGUUACUGAACUAUGGCAAACAUGUUCCACCUGCUGUUUCGCACGUGACCCUGGCACACGAGAUCGGCCACAACUUUGGUUCACCGCACGAUCCGGAACAGUGCACGCCAGGUGGCGAGGAUGGCAACUUUAUCAUGUUCGCCCGUGCCACGUCCGGCGACAAGCGCAAUAACAACCGUUUCAGUCCUUGUUCACUCAAAGCGAUAGAGCCGGUGCUGAAUGCCAAAGCACGCAGCGCCAAGGGGUGCUUUACUGAGCCCCAAGCUUCCAUUUGUGGAAAUGGUGUUGUUGAACCAGGUGAACAGUGCGAUUGCGGCUGGGAAGAAGACUGCAAGGACUCCUGCUGCUACCCGAUGUCUCGGCAUCCCCGCUUCGACCAGAAACCGUGCACGUUAACUCCAAAGUCACAGUGUAGUCCGUCACAAGGUCCCUGCUGUACCUUGGAGUGUACUCUGAAAUUGGGAGAUAAAUGUCGUGAUGAUAACGGCUGCCGAGACCCGGCAUAUUGCGAUGGAACUAUGCCACUGUGUCCUUCAUCGAUAAAUAAACCGAAUAAGACGAUUUGUAAUAAGGAAUACGUCUGUUAUAUGGGUGAAUGCACAGGUUCUAUUUGCCUCGCCUACGGUUUGGAAUCCUGUCAGUGUGCUGUCGGACCACAUGAUCCAGCAAUCCGCGCGUGUGAACUAUGCUGUAAACUCCCUGGUGAGGAAAAGCCUUGUCUCAGUUCGUUCGAAUGGAACGAUCCGCCUUUUGACGUUCCGGAUAUGUACGCCAAACCGGGAACUCCCUGCAAUGACUACAACGGAUACUGCGACGUAUCACAGAAAUGCCGCGAGGUAGAUCCUUCUGGACCGCUGGCCACUUUGCGGAAACUGCUGCUGUCGGAAGAAAGCAUUGCUACCUUCAAAAAGUGGGUCCUGUCCAACUGGUACGCGGUGGCGCUGAUCGUCGUCUUCGUACUAGCUUUGCUGAUCUUGAGUGCGAAGUUAUUGGGCAAACGAACAAACUUGAAGCUCAAAACGGUGACCAUCAUUCACAGUGCAACGACGGAGACGGUGCGACUACCGGAGGACAACAACGGUGUGAUAGUACACACGGCAGUCCGCACCAAAGUUCCGCUGAAGAAGAAAGUUCGCGGCGAACGUUCGAAGUCGAAAACAGCACCGAUGCCACCGGGGACGCAGCAGAAACCACAGCAGCAGCAGCUGGUUCCGAAACAACUCCUAGCGACAGCUUCCGGUCCAGGAGGAGCAGUAACCACCACAGCGACAGCACUCGGAAACACAACGACAGCACUGCCAUCCAGCUCGAAAGACCGGUUCCAUCUGUCCAGGUCGUCAACGAACAAUCCCGCCACAGUAGUGAUUAAACAAGUUAAACGUCACGUCGGUAAAACUACCACCACAAAUGCUAACACCGACAGUCCCAAAAAGCUGAUUAAGAAAAAGAAAAAACGCUCGAAUGCUAUUCCUGGGGGUCCGUCGGACGAGUCACCAGUGAAGGAACCUGUCACAAAACAGAAAAAGAAGAAAACUAAAUCAAAACACAAGGAAGUGAUAGAUUAUUCGAGCAGAAGCGAUGCUCACAACCAUAGUAACACCUUUGGUAAGGUUCACCAGUGGCUUCUAGAAUCACCAGUCGUAACUAGCGCUGCUCAGUUCGAACACGCCUCUAAAGUAAGCAACAUCAUGAACAAAAGUCAAUCGACGCCAGAACAUUUAACCACAACAGCUGCUUCCAUGGCUAUCGGAGCCCAGCAGCAACAGCGAUCACCCAAGAAAACACGCAUCAAGACCAAAUCCGUAGGGAACCUGAACGAAAAAGUUCGCCUACAGGUAGUGUACAAACCGCCGUUCAAAUUCAGCCUUAAGCUGUCGAAAAAUGAUCCCUCAGUCAAGACACAUAUCGUAGCAGGUCCCAUGGGAAAACGAAAGGGCCGUAUGGUUGAUCGAAAGCGCGUUGCUGCUGCAAUGCAGUCCGAAUCGUUCCGAGGAAGAGCUGCCCUCUUAGUUCGACCAGCCCCAGAGGAAACAAUUCCCAUCGUCAACAGCCCUCUUUCGGAACCCAACUAUGAAACUUUAAGCCCACGAAAUAUGCCAGACAUAACCCCAGAAACACAUAUGUAUGAAAAUCUUAGCUUCAACGCCGGCGCUGGAUCCGGCUCUAGCGAACUGCCAAAUUCAGUGCCUCCUCCUCCUCCUACUAUUAAUACUGCAACAUUCCGCAUCAAUCGUAGCGCCAGUGGUAGUAAUAUAACGCCAGCUAAAUCCCACUUCAGAAAUCCGUCAGUCACCUCAGUGGGCUUGCGUGGCAGUUCGACCAAUUUAGCCUCUGAAGUAUACAAGAGCAACAGCAAUAGCCGGGAGCGGGACAAACAUCAUCGUCGGUCGUAUGGAGCAGCCGCAGGAGGCGAGAGCACAGAAAGUCUGUUGAGGUCGAGCACUACUAAUCUAGCCAAACUGGGCAGUAGUAAACGCAACAGCUUUGCUGAGAAGCGACGGUCAAGCUCGACCAGCCUCCAUCAACGGCAUUCAGGUUCGGCAUCCAACCUGCAUUCACUGAAACGCUAUUCAGGCUCCUCAGGCCAGUAUCUGAACCAAGAACUCCAUGAACCGGCUCUUGGACGGCGGCACAGUACAAGUGUCAAACCAGUAGAUAAUAACAGUAUGAAAAAGCAGAAAAUCUCCCGAACGUCCAGCAGCAACAAUCUGCCAUCGCCUAAUACCGCAAGUGCUGCUCAGCGGCGAAGCAGCAUAGGACAUAGUAGCAGCACUAAUAGAACACCACAUAGUUCCGUUUCUACCAGCCAAAAACAUCUUUCCCGACAAACGUCAUUGAACAUCAAACCGCAGAAAUCUUCUGCAAUUGCAAUAGCGGAACGACGACCGCAUACCUCCUCCUGCGAAGAUCGGGGAGCGAGCUUCGAAUGGCCUAUGGUCAGAAAAUGCGACGGCGAAGUCGACGACCCAUUGCCGUCCGAUUUGGAGGUUAUGGUAUCGGAUGCAGAAACUCUCGAUAGAUAACCUCAAGCUGGCAAAUCUUAUAUACAUAGUUAGAUGGAUUGAAACGUCUCCAAUGAAAGGGGCAUCCUAGUGUUCAUAUCGAUUUUAACUCAACCAACGUUUCUUUUUAAUUUUAAAAGCUAUCCUCUAAAAUAAAUUCAGGGUAACGAAUACUUUUUGUCAAGUGCCAAGUGAGAAACCCAUUGCGGAGACUAUUUAUCAGCAGAACAAAAACCCACACCUACACACACAUCAAUUACAUUUCAAAAACCAUCGCAUCUUCAUGUUGGGAUACCGCAAAAUUGCAAUCAAUCAAAACUAGUUGAGACAAUGAACGAUUACGAGGCGCAUUUAACGGAGGCACAGAUAAUUCUAACCGAAUAAAUGCAUAUCAGCGAACAGUAGAAUCGCAGAUAGAGAAAUAUAGUAACAUUUUGGACGACUGCAACAGUCCCUAAAUUCUGACGACUAAAAGCCUAGGAGCAACCUUCUUUUUCUAAUUUUAUUUCAAAUGAUUUGUCAUAAUCUCAGAAUAGAAACUCUCCGCUGCUUCGGAUUCAAGUUUUGUUCUCUUCUAGAUCUACCAUUGCGACGAAUAGUCGCAAGCACUGCCUUAUUAUAAAAUGUCAAGUGAAAUUAUACGGAAUACUGGCAUAAUACUCUGCUAACACGGUCGAUCAGGCGAAUAAUGUCCAAUUGUAAACAUAAUUCAUCUUUUAGCAUUCCAAUUAAACUCAACAAUAGUAAGAACCAGAAUAAAAUCAUUCUACCGAUCACCACUGCAAUCAGCCUACCUAUUAGCUAGCUUAUUAGAACAGCUCCAUGAUUCAUUACAACAUUUUUCAUAAAGAAGUAACCAAAUUUAGAAGAAACAAACGAAAACCUGCCAAAAUUUUAUUAGUUAAUUUUUGUGCGUACAACUUGAAAACAAAACGUCAUCGAAAUUUUUCGCAGAGAAAUGAGAAUUUUAUGCCACCAUUUGGGAAUUUAAUUAUUACCUAGAAACAAUACAAACAGAUUGCAGACAAAGGAAAACAAUCUAGGAUAAAUGAAUUACUCACAAAACAAAUUAACAACACACUAGAGAUAAUCGUGUAAAUAGUAAACGUUUAGCUAUGUUACAGUGAAAGCCAACAGAAGCUUUCGUUGUGAAUAAAACUCAAAGCAAAAUCAAGAACAACUAAUCAGAAACCUAACAGUUGAAAGAAAGUUUUAAUUUUAUACAUAAAUUAUAUUAAAAAUUAAGGCUAAAACAUACUACAGAAAAAGGAAACCUAAUUCAAAUAAGUUGAAUGUGAUUCUAAUCUUAUAAUAAAUCAAAUUUACGAUGAACAAGAAACAAGCAAACUAUGUAAAGUUAAAGGUUUUAUUUUUACACCAAGAGAUCAGCUAUAUAUUUACGUCACCAUGACUAACAAAAUCCACGUGAAACUUACUUAAAUUGCUGCUACCUGCGAUUGACAGUGCGACGCGACUUAACUUAGUUAACCUUUGUGGCCGAACCGUUUCUUUUAGCUGCAUUUGAAACCCAGUUAGGCUAACAAUACGAAAGAUAAAUAUUUUUUAGGACACAUAAAUGCUUCCAAGGAAACCCAUUAAAACCAAUAAAAUUCCAAAACCCCUCUCUAGAAGUAGCAAGAAAUAAAUUUGACUGUUUUAUUUUUUUACAAAAAAAAUCGUCCGCAUUUCUGGACAAGUGCACUCCAAAAUAGAGUAGCCUUUUCCAGCUUUUAAAGAGAGCACCGCACACCACUCACACCAUUGCAUUAUUGCAGCAAAGCAUGUUUCCUAUGACACGAGGUUGCUAAAAAUCUGAACGAAGCGGCAUAAUUAGGUCGCCACUUACCUACGCAUUAAAUCGAGAGCCAAUAGUAGAGAAAAGACAAAUAUGGGUUAAAAGCCAUAACAUAAAUGCAAUUAUUUUCUGUGACCGUCAAAAGAUUUUAUAAAUGCAUUCCUACACUACACGAGACUUAUUGUAAUAUUUUUAUGCCAAUGUUGAUAUCAAGAAAUAAACAUACAAUCGAACGCAUUUCCCUCUAUUCGGACGCGACGCGCUGUGCGUCCGCUGUAAAUAUUUAGCAAACGGAAAGCAAAACAAAGUCAAACGAAAGCAAAGAUUUUGCCGUAUGGAGAAAUAAAACAAACAAAAAAAUGUCCGAAAAAGGAAAACAGAAACUUCUUCGUUCAGUAAAUAUUGCUCUCCAGUCCUGAACUAUUCGAGAAGAAUAAGUCUUGGUCGUUUUAUCAUCUAUACUAAUUGUAUCGUAUUGAGCAAACAGCAACUCUCUUAGGAUGGCGGAAAACGGCUAUUAAAACAACAGAUUGCAACUACAAACAAUUAACGUUCGGUCAGUGAAGUGAACGAUAAUGGAAUUUAAGGGCAA